AUGAUCCUCUUCGAAACCAGCACUUCGGUGUUUGAACUGCUGUGGGAUAUUGCGCUGGCGCUGUUCAUCAUCCGCCUUUCCUUCUUCUACUUCGCGCUCUCGUUCUCUUCCGGGCUCUUAAUAACAUACUUCCGCCUCGCACGCUUACAGCCCAUAAACCACCUCACGCAACCGCAGUCCGAACUCAUCACGCUACCCCUCUUCCUACUCGUAAACACGCUCUGGGCGCGCUUUAUAGUCGUGAAUUAUGAGGUCCCGCGUGUUGGAGGGUUCAGGUUAGCGAUUGGAAUUUUAGCAUUGGGCUUUAUGUUGGUGGCGGAGUUGGCAGGUGGGAUUUUCAUGUAUGAGAAAGGCUGGAGCGAAUGGAUCUGGGAGACGGAUUACGUGGUUGGUGGGUUGGGAGCAGGAGUACUGUUAAUGUUUGGCUUGAUGCCGUUUUUGCUGAUGGGCGUUGAGGAAAUGACGGAUGAGAUGGGGGAGACGUAUCAUGGGCAUGAGAAUAAGCCAAUUGUUGCUGCUGUACCGACGGUUGCUGUGAGUGAGAAGGAGUUCGCGAAUGGCAAGAAGACGCAAUGA
This is a messenger RNA of Hyaloscypha bicolor E, 576 nucleotides long. RefSeq lists its product as uncharacterized. The record is from RefSeq and is a predicted model, not a curated record. The transcript has 2 exons. Lineage: Eukaryota; Fungi; Ascomycota; Leotiomycetes; Helotiales; Hyaloscyphaceae. Bases 1 to 576 code for a protein of 191 amino acids.